UGCCCGGACGGAUCAGAUGAAGAUACCUGUCAGACCAUGACCUGCUCUCCUAGCCAGUUCAGCUGUGGUCCUGGUAUGAACUGUAUUCCCCUGACAUGGACGUGUGAUCGUGAUGUAGAUUGCCCAUCUGGAGCUGAUGAGCACAAUUGCGAUGCAGUGACCUGUGCGUCUUACCAGUUCACCUGCAACAACGAGAAGUGCGUUGCAUCUCGUUUGGUCUGCGAUGGAGACAACGAUUGUGGGGAUGGUUCGGAUGAGAUCAACUGCCCCAGUCUAACAUGCUCACCAGACGAGUUUGAGUGCACAGGCACCAACGCAACCACCUGCAUCCCCUACAAAUGGAAGUGUGAUGGGGAAAUUGAUUGCCGCGAUGGAUCUGACGAGUCAAGCACCCACUGCUCAGGUCCUACUGCCCAGGACCAAAAUCCAGUUGAAACCAAUUGGAGCAAAACCGACAUUUCCAAUGUACCAGUGGCGAGUGUGUCCAUAAUUCAUGGAAGUGUGAUGGAGAGAGGGAAUGUUUCGAUGGAUCAGAUGAAGAUUCUUGUCGUACGUGGUUUAAACAGUUUAGAUAAUGGAUUGUACAUUAUUAAGAAAAACUGCAGAUUUUUUUGUAUCAAUUUCUCAAUGAAAGAUGUUCUUGUUUACUAUUUGCCCCUUCUGUUCAUCUUAAUAGAUGCAGUGGCGUGUGCGUCAAACCAGUUCACAUGCAAAAACAUGAAUUGCGUUAAAACUAUUUGGGUCUGCGAUGGAGACAACGAUUGUGGGGAUGGUUCAGAUGAGAUCAACUGCCCCAGUCUAACAUGUGCCCCAGACGAGUUUGAGUGCACAGGCACCAACGAAACCACCUGCAUCCCCAACAGAUGGAAGUGUGAUGGGGACAUUAAUUGCCGCGAUGGAUCUGACGAGUCAAGCACCCACUGCUCAGGGCAUACUGUGCAAUGUUCUGCAGGACAUUUCCAAUGUACCAGCGGCGAGUGUGUCCAUAAUUCAUGGAAGUGUGAUGGAGAGAGGGACUGUUUUGAUGGAUCAGAUGAAGAUUCUUGUCCACUUGUUACACCGAGCCCCUGUGCUGCUGUUGAAUUCCAAUGUGACAACGGUGUUUGUAUUCCAGGAGAUGUGGAAUGUGAUGGUACCCAGCAGUGUGCUGACGGUAGUGACGAAGCAAACUGUAAUGCGCCUGCAGAGUGUAAUCCAACCACUCACUUCAGGUGUUCCAACUCUACCUGUCUGCCGAUGGUACGUGUGUGUAACGGCAUCCCUGAAUGCCCAAACAACGAGGAUGAACCAGGACAAGAAAUAUGUGGCAAGUAUUUUUGGAGAAAUGCAGUUGGUGCUGGUGUUGGUAGUACACAUAUACCAAGGAUAGGUGGGUUUACAGUGACAUCACAUAGUGGAGCGUUUAACGUGGAGGUCAACUUCCAGGUGUGGGGAGGAGGUGGAGAGCUGAUAAGCUCUUCAAGAGGAGGGAGUUGGUAUUGCGUGAGCUUGUCAUCUAAACUCUUGAUGGUAGGGCAGGAUGGCAUCUGGCACAAAGCAUUCACAAGAAGAAGAAAUGAAUGCCUGACAAACAACGGUGGCUGCAGCCAUACGUGUCUCUACCUUGCCAUCGGUCAUGUGUGUACCUGUAAUGCAAGCUACGCACUUGUAAAUGAGACACAGUGUGUGGACAUCAACGAAUGCAAGACCACACUAGGUAUCUGCAGUCAACGGUGCUACAACCUUCCAGGAUCCUACAAGUGUGACUGUGAUGAGAACUAUACCCUGGAGCACGUCAACGGCCGUGGGCACUGCAAGGCCAACCCGGAGUUUGGUGCCCCAAAGCUUCUCAUCUCCAACCGACUUGACAUCCGCAUCUUUGACCUUAGUACAUCUUCUGAAGAUUACAUCAAGAGGUCCCUCCACAGUGCGAUGGCUGUUGAAUUUGAUUCAGCGUCAAAUACCGUUUUCUGGACGGAUGUCGGACUGGAAGUAGUGGCCAAAACCCAACUGCAAGCAGAGAAUGAGGUAGAACCUGUGAUUGUGACUGACAAAGUGAAGAUUCCUGAUGGCAUUGCUGUGGACUGGAUCAACAGGCUCCUAUACUGGACCGACACUGGUGUCGACAACAUCGUUGUGUCCAACUUUGAAGGCACCCGGCACACCGUUCUGAUCUCCAGCAACCUUGACGAGCCCCUAGCCAUCGCUGUGGACCCAGAGUCUGGUCUCAUGUUCUGGAGCGACUGGGGAUUAGAGGUGAUCGAGCGUGCUGGCAUGAACGGACAAGGACGCACCGCCAUUGUGACCGAGGGCGUGUCUUGGCCCAACGGAUUGACACUGGACUACACUCUUGAUAUUCUCUACUGGAUCGACGCCAAGGAAAAAAGCAUCAGCUCGGUAAAUUUCAUGGGUGGAAACCGGCGAGUGGUAGUGGCUGGACAGGGUCGUAUCUGGCAUCCAUUCAGCAUUGCUGUCUUUGAAGAUUACAUCUAUUGGACAGACUGGACCAAGAAGAGCAUCGAACGGGCUGACAAGUUCACUGGCUCUAACCAGACAACUAUCCUCUCUGGAGUAUCAGAUGUCAUGGAUGUCAUCGUUGUUCAUCCGCUCAGACAGGCUCCUCCUGCAGGGGAAGUGUCAUGUGCCACAGACAACGGAAUGUGUUCCUGCCUUUGCGUGGCUUCACCUCAGGUUAAUGGUUCUGCUGACUACUCCUGUCUCUGCCCUGUUAAUGUAUCGCUCACCGCUGACGGACACACCUGUGAAGGAGAUGAGCCAACCCCAAGUGUCCCUCAACCUUCUGUGCCUUCCACAGCCCUUCCACCCACCACCACCCUACCUCCAGUCAAACCCACUAAGCCUACCAUGGCUACUACACCAAAGAUAGUCGAGGAGACACCGACGAUUGUCGCGCCAUUCACCACAGGAGGAGGAAGUAAUACAUCUAGCCCAUUGGCCAAUACCCACAUGAUAGUAUAUGUUGUCAUCGGUAUCAUCAGUAUACUACUUCUCUUCUUUGUACUCUACAAAAUACACUCCAUCCGCAAGAAGAGAACAAUGAACUCCGACAGCACGGUAUACAGAAAGACGACUGAAGAAACCUUCUCAUUAGACCCCGAGACAAAAAUUCACAUUGCUGGCAAACCUGGCAAGAACGAAAAUGCCCAUGUUAGGGUGAGUUUCCUUUCUUUAUUUCCUGCCAUUCAUAAUUCAAGAAAAUACAUUCAUUGCCGAAUAUUUUCUAAGAAUGCAGUAGAACCUGUGAUUGUGACUGACAAAGUGAAGAUUCCUGAUGGCAUUGCUGUGGACUGGAUCAACAGGCUCCUAUACUGGACCGACACUGGUGUCGACAACAUCGUUGUGUCCAAUUUUGAAGGCACCCGGCACACCGUUCUGAUCUCCAGCAACCUUGACGAGCCCCGAGCAAUCGCUGUGGACCCAGAGUCUGGUCUCAUGUUUUGGAGUGACUGGGGAUUAGGGGUGAUCGAGCGUGCUGGCAUGAACGGACAAGGACGCACCGCCAUUGUGACCGAGGGCGUGUCUUGGCCCAACGGAUUGACCCUGGACUACACUCUUGAUAUGCUCUACUGGACCGACGCCAAGGAAAGCAGCAUCAGUUGCGUGGAUUUCAUGGGUGGAAACCGGCGAGUGGUAGUGGCUGGACAGGAUCGUAUCUCCCAUCCAUUCAGCAUUGCUGUCUUUGAAGAUUACAUCUACUGGACGGACUGGACCAAGGAGAGCAUCGAACGGGCUGACAAGUUCACUGGCUCUAACCAGACAACUAUCCUCUCUGGAGUAUCAGAUGCCAUGGAUGUCAUCGUUGUUAAUCCUCUCAGACAGGCUCCUCCUGCAGGGGAAGUGCCAUGUGCCCAAGACAACGGAAUGUGUUCCUACCUGUGCGUGGCUUGCCCUCGGGUUAAUGGUCCGGCUGACUACUCAUGUCUCUGCCCUGUUAAUGUAUCGCUCACCGCUGACGGACACACAUGUGAAGGGGAUGAGCCAACCCCAAGUGUCCCUCAACCUUCUGUGCCUUCCACAGCCCUUCCACCCACCACCACCACCCUACCUCCUGUCAGACCCUCUAAGCUGACCAUGGCUACUACACCAAAGAUAGUCGAGGAGACACCGACGAUUGUCGCGCUAUUCACCGCAGGCGGAGGAAAUGUGGUUACAUCUAGCUUAUUGGCCAACACCCACACGAUAGUAGCUGUUGUCAUCGGUAUCAUCCUGGUACUACUUCUCGUCGUCCUCCUUAUCUUCUUUGUGCUCUACAAAGCUUCGUUCGCCUUAAGAAGAAUUGGUGGUAUUCGCCGUCUCCUUAACCAGAAGACAACAGAAAUACUGAUCCAUGCGUUUGUCACAUCACUGCUGGACAACUGUAACAGUCUUCUCUUCGGCGUGCCGGACAAAGACAUUUCCAAACUCCAACGAAUUCAGAACUCUGCCGCCCGUCUUGUAUCUAUGUCAAACAAUGGCAUCAACUCAUCGUCUGAGCUAACAAGUGAAAAUGGUGCAAUCCUCUCGGAUUUAUCAUGCUGUUUGUCUCCCUCUCUUGACGACCUACCAGAUGAAUUAUUGGUGAAGAUCAUCGGUUUCAUACACCCUCUCAGCAAGACGUUUGCUCAUCUGCGAGGAACGUCAAACAGAUUGAAUGACGUCAUUCAAACGUCAUGCUUGUUUAAGACGACAUCGAUCGACCUCUCACGUAACCGUCCCUUCGACUUCGACGUCCUCUCAUCGACCACGGCCCGCUCAACCACCUCCCUCACCACACUCAACCUCUCACACUCCGAUGACGUCAGUGAUUACGUCAUAUAUCAAUUGGCCAGAACGUGUGGUCAGUUGAGGACAUUGGAUGUAUCUUACUGUCCAUUGCUGACCAACUGUGGUCUGCGUGUGCUAGCUAACCUGGUCAAACUGGUCAGAGUGGACAUAAGUGGAUGUCCAAACAUCACCUGUCGAGGGGUAUACAUGCUCGUCAAGUGGAGCGCAGAUAGCCUGGAGGAGCUGAUCAUGAACUCGUGCCUUGGUCUUCGUAAUGACCCACACAAACUGCUUCAUAUAUCCACACAUGGGAGCAGACUGAAACGACUUGAGAUGGCAUGGCACCAGAGACUCGUUAAGAUUAACCCCCUCACUGUCAUUGAUCUAGACAGAUUAACAGAGCAUUUGAAUGAUCUCCUUCACUUGGACAUCAGUCAUAGUGGAUGCAGUGAUGAGGAUAUGGAAGCCAUCAUGAUGAACUGUACGAAGCUUGUUACACUCAAGGCUCGAAACUGCUGCAUUCAUGACAUUGGGUUGAAACGCAUCGGUGAAUGGCUACCAAGCCUGACUCAUCUCGACAUCGCUGACUGCCACGACAUCACCGACAGAGGACUGGAAUUCAUCGGACGUGGUUGCUCACUCCUCGAACACGUCGACGUGUCACGGUGUUUCGACAUCAUUGGUCCUGGCGUCGACAUUUUAGCGAGUGCUUGCCUUCAUCUUCACACGGUGAUCGCCCGGGAAUGUUUUGACAUGACGUCGGCUACGAUCACCUACAUCUCACUCCACUGCAAACACGUCCGACAUCUCGACGUCGCCUUCAACCUCUGCGUCACUGAUGAAACGAUGUCAGGAAUCGCGGAUGACCGUGGUCCCGAUGAGCCUUUGGUUGUCGUCACAGAAGGAUGUCCUAAUGUUCGUGGUCGUCACAGAGGAAAAGGUCUGGAACCCGGUGAUCAACAUCGCUUUCGAUUUGUCGAUUGGAAGGGAAAGGACAAUGAUGAUUUCGUCAUCUGGGAGACAUCUGUUUGACCCUUGACCCAAA
Strongylocentrotus purpuratus (purple sea urchin) is the source of this 5788-nucleotide messenger RNA. Its product is annotated as low-density lipoprotein receptor-related protein 4. The record is from RefSeq and is a predicted model, not a curated record. The coding region runs from base 37 to 5775 and encodes 1912 amino acids. Gene Ontology annotation, molecular function: protein binding; calcium ion binding. NCBI's taxonomy places the organism in Eukaryota, Metazoa, Echinodermata, Echinoidea, Camarodonta, Strongylocentrotidae. The transcript is spliced from 20 exons.